AUGAGCUCAAGUUUCAAGCGGUUGCCUGCGCUCGCUUCAGUACAUCCUGCAUCAUUUGCGCUUGCUUCAACGCACUAACAUUUCUCCAAAUGCAGGCAAGCCCCCCCCCCACCACCAUCACCCCAUCCCAUCCCACUCUACCUCUUUGACCUAACCCCCUUUCCUUCCUCCGCACCGCGCGCCCGCUCGCUCUCUCUCUCUCAUUCGCAGACCAUCGAUCCGCGAGCCGGUCUCUUGUGCAACCACGAAGUCCUCACCAUCCUGCGUCAACAACGCGACGACCGAGCGAACCAAAUCAAGAAAUUGACCAAACAGAAAGCCAAAAGGGUCGCGGCGUUGAAGAGGAAAGCGUACCCUAACGAGGAAGAGGACGAGGAGAGGGAUCGCCUUCAACCGCAGGACCUGCAUACCGUCACUUUUGAGGUGCGUGGGCAAGUUUUAGAUCUUUUUGGGAAAACUCCCGUCUGAUCAGGUAGGGAGGGCUCAUGUUCAUCCAGACGAUCAAGUUCCUUCAAGACCCGACCCAUCCUCACCUCCGUCAAACGACGAGCUCGGUGCAACAACUCUUGGACAAGUUGGAACAGUUGGAUUUGACCAAGGCCGAGAGGUUACAAAUCGUCAAUCUCGCGCCCACCAAACUCAUCCACUUUGUAUUGGUCCGUCGGAAUGAACUUGCCGAGUCUUGUACCCCCUCAACCGGCUGAUCUUUUCUCUCUCUCUCUCUCUGUGUGGACUUUUUGGGCGACCGUCAAGUCGGUCGAUGAAUUCGAAGAACGUUUUCCCGGCCAAGAAGAACGGGAUCAUUUACUCGCGAUCGUACGAGACCAUCUCUCGGCCGAAGCUGCGAUAGCACCCAUCUCGCGCAGCAACGAUCAUCCCCCUUCCACGACCCACCACAAAUCCUCCUCGGACGCGCGGGGGACUUCUUCCUCCUCUUCCCGCAAGCACACGACGACGCAUGUGGUGGAGGAAGAGGAUGAGGAUGAGGAUGAUAUGGCUUUCGACGAAGCGACGAGGGACGAGCUGGACGCGGUGAACGAGUUGAUGGACGAAGGGAUGGGCGAGGGGGGGAUGGAGGAGGUGGGUAAGGAAUUGGACGAGGAUUAGGGCGGGGUUUAGCGAGUGAUGGGGGAGAAGAGAGAAGGGACACUUUCUUUGCUAUAUUGUUGUAGAACCAUGCAGAAAUGAACAUCCCUCUGGCCGUGUGCACCCGAGCCGUGGUCGAAGGAGACAAGAGCCGGAAGGAACCUCGCAUUAGCGCUUGGAAGCACUCGUAAUAACGAAUUAGCCUCCUCACACGCGCGCGCACGCUCCUCUUUGGGUGCUCGCUUCGGUGCUCACUAGCGCUCACUGCUCGGCGCUCAGCCUCGAACUUGAUCGUGCGAUCACUUGAACGGACCGACGUUGACCCGUUUCGUCUCUCGAGCCCAGCCCGACCCGCCCACGCUGUCUCGCCUGACGUUUUCGAGGAGGAAGGACCCUCUCGACGGGGGUCCGUCGUCGUCGUCAUCGUCGUCGACUUCUGCAACGACCAUUGGCGCCGGCGGCAUUUCGUCGAGCAGCGCUCAUCACGGCUCACACGCGCAACAACGACCCGCAUGGAACACGAAUACGAGAGCGAGUGGUACGGGCGGUGGAGUAGGGGGAGGUGGGGGUGGUCAUCAUGCAGCACCCGCUUUGUCGAUCGCAGGUGGGUUGGCGACGUCGCAGUUCCCCCCGCCUAGCUCGACCUUGCAACCGACCCCACGCCACGACCACCGCAUCAACUCGCACCACCCACACCACCACCACCACCACCACCACAGCGCCAACAGCUCGCACCAUUCGUCGCACCAUGGCCCUUUUGCGCGCGAGAAUGACGACGACGGCACGACGACGACCGCGACGGCGACGGCGACGGCGACGGCGACGAGCAGUCACCCCGCGGCGGCUCACGGCCACUCGAACGAUCGUCACCACCAUUCUUCGUCCAGCCAGCACCACCAUGACAAGGUCGCCAGUGCUUCCACCGCCGUCGAUCGGGUCAUGGCUAUGCUCGAUGGGUUCGAGGUGAGUUGUCCGGUUGUAGGGUUUCCUCGACUCUCGGCGGGCGCGCGACCGCUCCCCUUGUGGUCGAGCGAGAGCAUGCACCGAGUCGAUGCCAUACCACGCGUCUUGCUUCGUGUGGCAUCGCGCCUGCUUUGACCACGGCAGCCGCAUCUGCCUUUUCACCGCGUGCACCCAUCGUUCCGAGACAACGAUCCUUGAUGAGCCCUUUUUGGCUGACUUGAGCGAGCGAGCGUAUUCUACGGACCCAUAGGAUGAUAUGGAUUGUCCGCUCUGCCUCGAAGAAAUGGAUCUUUCCGAUCUCAACUUCAAGCCGUGCCCUUGUGGAUAUCAGGUGCGUCAAGUGCCUUCCGCGGACACGCUGCUGCCGCUCCGGUACUCGCACGCGGCCCGACUGCUCCGCGCAUGCACUCACUCACGCGACACCGCGCGUUCGCACGAGGGACAACAUCGGACUCAUCACCUCGACCUUUUCGCCCCAUCCGCAUGCUGUGUCACAGAUUUGCCGAUUCUGCUAUCACCAUAUCAAGGAGAAUCUCAACAACCGGUGCCCCGCCUGUCGUACACCGUACGAUGACAAGACCGUCGAGUUCAAGGCCGUCAAGCCCGAAGAGUAGGUUCUCGCAUCAUCACUCCUUGCCUUCAAGACCCCCGAGAAGCUAAUUCUCUCACCCCUCAUCCGACCAGGUUGAAACGAUUGCAAGCUGCCAAAAAGUUACGCGACAAGCGGCGCAAGGACGAGGAGCUGUCGGUCAAGAAUCGCGCGAAUGUGCGCGUGCGCCAACGCGCGCAGGUCCAUGUCCAAGGCAUGACGACAAAGAUUGCCAACGAGGAUGUGAGUGUCUCGUGCGUAUCUAACGCAUCUUCGGCGCUGAUGAGCCAAACUCGCCUUUCUUCAGACUCUGGCGUAUUUGAAAGGAUCCGAGCAGUUCGGCCAGUACGGUAAAGUUGUCAAACUCUUCAUGUCGAAACGAACGACGCCCGUCGCACCUUCGCAGUCGUCGACUACGCAACAUGCCCACUUCCAACCCGUCAACGUCUACGUCAGCUAUCGGACCCCGGCCGAAGCUUCGGCCUGCAUCGCCGCAAUCGAUGGCACGACGACUUCGGAUGGGCACAAGCUCAAGGCGAUUUGGGGGACGACGAGGUAUUGCCCUACGUACCUCAAGGGUUUGAAGUGCAACAACGAUAGUUGUAUGCAGGCGCAUGAACCUGGGGAAGAGAUUGAAGGUGCUGGACCGGCGAGUAGGGAAGAGAUUUAUGCCUAGUAAGUCCAUUACAAGGGCGAUCGAAUCGGCGCUUUCGAACGGAAGAUCUGAUCGUGGUUCAUGGCCCGUUUGUAGCCACGCCGUGUCGGAUAGCGAACAGCCUCGGAAGAAGGAUUCGUUGGGCACGACUCGAACGAACGCCGUCGAUGCCAAGUUGCCAGCAACUGCCUCUUGGGCCUCCAAAAAUGGCGCGCCGAUACAACCCAUCAUACCGAACCCUUCGUUCUCGCUUCAACAGACGACCUCUUCGACCUCGACUCCUCUCGCAGCCAAACCUAGCACCCCGUCUCGACAGAACAGCAGCGCCGCCACCACCUCUUUGACCCCCAAACCUCCGACGACCCAUCCUCUCCCUUCCAAACCCGUUCUCGCUCGACCGAACUCGAUCGACACGACGCGGAAAGAAGCCGCAGUGGUAUCUUCGCCAGCGGCGGCUGUCGAAUCCCCUUUUUCAAUCCUCCCUACCUCCUCGACUCCAGCUCCUGCUUCCAUUUCCGCCGACGCGACACCGCAGCUCGUUGAUCCGGUCGCUUCUUCCUCCUCGACAUCCGCUCCCAACUUGAGCCCGGGCACGACGCAAGAGAACGGACAUGCGCCGAACGGAAUGACGACGGCGCAGACGGUCACACCUCCGCGUCCUCGAUCGCCGAGCCCGGUACCGCACAUCUUCCCCGAACUCGAAUUUGGCGAUGGUGGAUUCAGCUUCAGUCUCGACUUGGACACCAAGGGCAAGGGGAGAGCGUUUUCGGGUGGCGUGUUCGACGAUCGUGGGGGUACGUUGCAUCAACAGCAAUUGCAUCAGCAACAAUCACAUCUACUGCAGCAGCAGAAGCGCGUGGCGUCGCCGUUCGGGUUCCAGUCAGAGUGGGAAGCGGGUGUGCGCCGAAGGGAACCGCUCGCGUUCGAUACGACCAACAUAUUCACCAGCAUCCCGUCCUACAUGGGCUCGUUUGACCCAUUCGCCGAUACGAGUAAUUCGUUCGAGGCCGCGCCUUCUUCGCAUUCACAACACCACCAUCCGCAUGACGAGUUGCGUUCGGGAACACCCUCGCCUACACCUUCGUUCGAUGAUCAAUCCCUUCGUGGGUCGAGGUUCGGUUUCGCGCGUCGUUCGAGUUCGAACUUGGGAGUCAAGAAUGGGGAAUUGGCUUCGGCGUUGGCUCGCUCGGCGUUCGCUGAGACGGAGGGUCGUCAUUCGCCGGCUCCGUUCACGCCUCCACCGCCUGGGAUUGGGAUGCCGAUGCACUCGGGUGGGUUGGCGGCGCAGCAGCAGACCAGGUCGUUGUCGUCUUCGUCCUCGCUCGGAUUCGGUUUCCCUUCCCACCUCGAUGGGUCCCAACAUCGUACGACGAGUCACAAUGGAGAACUAUGGCAGACUUCGGCUUCCUCGGCUUUCCCACCUGGUGUCGUGCGAUCAUUGGCCACAGCGACGUCCUCUCCUUCCUCUUUGUCGUCUCCACAACUCUCCCCUCGCGUGAGAGCAGGCAUGAUCUACGGAGGCAACAACGGAACAGGAGCGACCUCCACUCCACCGGGUGUAGGCGUAGGGGGGAUGAACAUCGGUUCCGUCACUGCGAACGCUGCCUUACCCCCCGGUAUCUCAUUGAAUCGAUCUUCAGUUAUCGCAGCGGCUUCGUUCCCUUUGCCUCCUGCCGCACCGAGGACGGUCAGUGGUUCGACGGGGGAAAAGGUCGAUUUGUUGGCGCUUAUUGCGGCGGCUCAGGCUUCUUCGGGCGCCAAGGCGCAUCAUCAACAACAGCAACAACAACAGAUGCAGCAGCAGCAGCAGCAGCAGCAGCAGCAGCAGCAGCAGCAGCAGCAGCAGCAGCAGCAGCAGCAGCAGCAGCAGCAGCAGCAGCAAGCUGCAUUCCUCGCUCAGCUCGCCGCCGGUGGUGGAGGAGGAGGGAACAACGACGGACACAACUCGACGCCUUUAUUCUCCGACCCUGCGAUCCUCAACGCCCGUUUGGCAGCCAACGCGCCUCUUCCACCUCCCCCCAACGCACCUUACGGAACCAACGCCCCGACUGGUACAUACCUCGAUAACGGAGGAGGUCUCUUCGGCUCCGCACCCGGUGGUGGUGGUGGUGGUUCGACCUUGUUCGCUCCUCCCGGUGUGACGAGGGCUCAAGCUCAACCGAGGCGUGCUUGA
Microbotryum saponariae is the source of this 5466-nucleotide messenger RNA. The record is from the annotation of a GenBank genome assembly. Lineage: Eukaryota; Fungi; Basidiomycota; Microbotryomycetes; Microbotryales; Microbotryaceae.